Notechis scutatus (mainland tiger snake) is the source of this 1080-nucleotide messenger RNA. NCBI's taxonomy places the organism in Eukaryota, Metazoa, Chordata, Lepidosauria, Squamata, Elapidae. The record is from RefSeq and is a predicted model, not a curated record.
AUGGCUUCGGAUUUGGAGGAGAGGGUCCGUGCCGCCAUCCAGGAGAAGCUGACGAUGAUGAAAAUCCCAGAGAAGGAAAACGACUUUUUACCGUCGUCUUGCUGCCUCUUAGAGAAGCAAAGAGAACUGGCAGAAGUGGAGAAGACAUUCUCAGCCACCAAAGAGGACUUUCAGAAAAAGAUGGAUCAUCUGCAGCAGCGACGGCAAGAGCUGGAACGCAAAGAAGGUCAACUCAAACAGGCCAUUCUGAAGUUUGACAAGUUCUUGAAGGAGAACGAUGCCAAACGGAGCAGAGCGAUGCGGAAAGCUGAGCAGGAAAAGCAGCAGAUGGCUCAUAAGAAAGUGGAAGCGGAACGCCUCCAAGAGGAAAUUGCCCGGUUAACGACGGCGAAGACCAGACUCCAAGGACGCCUGGCAGCUCAUAAGCCUUUCUGUGAAUAUCUGCAGGAAGUCCUGGGGAAGACGGAGCAGUUUCAGGACAUCUCAGAGCUGAUUGGUCGGUUCGAGACUCUGAGGGCCACCCAGGUCAGCUUGGUCCGGAGAGAACAAGUUGCCCGUGAAGCUGUGGAGGAGGAACGCAGCCGCCUGCAACAGUACCUGGAUGAAAGCAGUAACAGGAUUUUGCAGCAAAAUAAUAUGGUGGCAGAGCUCCAAGAUCAGCUGGAGCAAACCCAGGGCAAGGUCCUUGAAUUGGAGUCCAACUGGAUUUGCAUCCAGAACACGGCUGCAAGCAAGACCCUGGAACUGGGGCAGAUCAAGCUUGCAGCUCUGAACCUUUUCCAGAUGGUGAUCAAGCAUAGGAAGCUACCCAUGAAUGUGCCCCAAGAGGACACCGACGCCCAACUAGAUGCGGUGCAGCUUUGCGUGGAAGACUUAACAGCAAUACUCGCCGAUUUCCGCAAAGCAGAGCCUCCACAACCUUCACAGCCAGAAAAAAGGGUGCCAUCUCAGGCCAGUACAUCUGCCAGCCGGUCACUACUAUCUAAGGUGCGUAUUGCCCCAACUACAUCCUCUGUAACUUGCACUACGGAUCUCCUGAUUUUAGGAAAAAUUAAACUUUCUAACGGCAUCGUGCUGUAG